AUGAGGGGCAAGCCAUCUAAUGUAGUGAUCAAGCUUGACAUGGCCAAAGCUUAUGAUAGAGUCUCCAUGCUAUUGUUGACAAAGGUGUUAAUGAAAAUGGGGUUUGGAGAAGUCUUCAUUGAUAUGAUAUACAGGUUGGUAUCCAAUAAUUGGUAUUCAGUGCUAUUGAUUGGGAAAGCUAAUGGCGUUUUCAAGCCUACUAGGGGUGUCAAACAAGGGGAUCCUCUAUCACCUACCUUAUUCAUAUUGACUAUUGAAGUUCUUGGAAGAGAAUUGGAUGCUUUGUUUGAUAAUCCAGACUUUAUUGGAUUUGGGAUGCCAAAAUGGAGUCACAACAUCAAUUACCUAUCAUAUGCCAAUAAUACUAUUAUCUUUAGUUCAUCACAUUAUGGAGCUAGACAGUUGAUUAUGAAUGUGUUGGAAGACUAUGAGGCAACUUCUAGACAGAAAGUGAACAAGGAAAAAUCAUUAUUCUACAUGAAUGAAAGUGCAGAUCCCGAAGAAGCUAAUGCACUGCACUUGGCCACCAUAUUUCAAAGACAUCCAUUCCAUUUUACAUAUCUUAGGAGCUGGAAUGAGGAGCUUUUGAGGGAACUUCUUCCAGAUGAACUAGUUGAUCACAUUAUGGAGAAAAUCACACCAAAAAACAGUCCUGAAUUGAAGGAUAAGGCAUUUUGGAAGUUGGAAUCCAAAGGACAUUUCUCAAUGAAGACUGCUUGGCAACACGCAAGGAAGAGGAAACAUGAGAAGAAUCUUUAUAAGUUUAUAUGGGUAAAGGGGCUACCAUUCAAGAUUUCUUUCUUCAUGUGGAGUUUAUGGAAAGCUAAACUACCACUGGAUGAUUACAUGAGAAUAAUGGGGUACUUCAUGCCAUCAUAA
Messenger RNA from Nicotiana tabacum (common tobacco), 879 nucleotides. Lineage: Eukaryota; Viridiplantae; Streptophyta; Magnoliopsida; Solanales; Solanaceae. The record is from RefSeq and is a predicted model, not a curated record.